Epithele typhae is the source of this 1368-nucleotide messenger RNA. Its product is annotated as MFS general substrate transporter. The transcript is spliced from 11 exons. Gene Ontology annotation, molecular function: transmembrane transporter activity. Gene Ontology annotation, biological process: transmembrane transport. Bases 1 to 1368 code for a protein of 455 amino acids. Gene Ontology annotation, cellular component: fungal-type vacuole membrane. The record is from RefSeq and is a predicted model, not a curated record. Lineage: Eukaryota; Fungi; Basidiomycota; Agaricomycetes; Polyporales; Epitheliaceae.
AUGCAACCUCUCCAGGACUCUGGCCAUGCAAGUGCGACCUUGUCACAAAAUUCGUGUCAGGAAUCAAAAUCCGUCUCGACAGCCUCCAUCCUGCCUCCACCCGCUCUCGUCAACGCUAAGCCAGUAACCCCGAAGGACGAGACCGUCGUCGCUGCUGAACUGGAUGCAUACCCAGAAGGGGGCGGUUACACGAACUCCUUUGGGGUUUACCAAGACUAUUAUAACCGAGUUUACUUGAGCAACACAUCGUCCUCGACCAUCUCGUGGAUUGGCAGCAUCUCAGCCUUCCUGCUCGUGCUGCUCGGCAUCCCUGUCGGUCAUCUCUACGACCGCGGAUACUUCUACCACCUUCUCUACGGCGGAUGUCGUUCUCUCAUUCUCUACCUUUAUGCUUUCCCUCGCCCAGCCCGGUGCCUUCUACCAGGCAUGCGAACGACCGAUUCACAUUCGCCGCCCCGUCUCACAUUGCAUCCACAGAUCUUCCUCGUCCAAGGUCUCGGUGUAGGCAUCGGCGCCGGGAUGGUGUACAUCCCGAGCAUGGCCGUCGUCUCUCAGUACUUCCACCGUCGGCGCGCGCUCGCCAUGACCCUCGUCGCCGGCGGCGCCUCGCUCGCGCCGGUCGUAAACCCGAUCAUGCUCAACAACACGCUCGACCGACUCGGGUUCGCGACCGCAACCCGCGCGAACGCGGCGCUCAACACCGGGCUGCUCCUCGUCGGCUGUGCGCUCACGCGCCUCCGCUGCGUGCCCGUCGCGGAGGAGGGCGGCGGGAGCGGGUGGCGGGCGAUGUGGACGAUCUCCGUCUUCAUCGUCGACUUCUACUUCCCGCUCUUCUACAUCCAGCUCGACGCCAUCCAGCACGGACUCAGCCCCCAAUUCUCCUUCUACGCGCUCGUGAUCCUCAACGGGUGCAGCUUCGCGGGGCGCCUCCUCAGCGGCGCGCUCGCCCACUACGCCGGGGUGGGCCGCGUCGUCACCGCUUCCGCCGUCGCCUGCGCCGUGCUCGUCUUCGGCAUGAUCGGCCUCCACACCGUCGCGAGCGUCGUCGCGAUCGCGUCCAUCUACGGCUUCUUCGCCGGCGCGUACAUCGCCCUCCUCGGCCCCUUCUUGGUCUCGAUGGCGGGCAGCAUGUCCGAGACCGGGCUCCGACUCGGGAUCGCGUGGUGCAUGAGCGGCUUCGGCAGCCUCAUCGGCACCCCCAUCGAGGGCGCGCUCCUCACCGGGGAAUACGUCUGGUGGCGUCCGGCGGUCUUCAGCGGGGUCGUUGGCAUGUUCGGUGUAGGCUGUCUCGUCGCCGCCACGGUGCUGAUGCACAGAAGGGAGGCUGACACGCGCAGCGAAAACACGUCCGUAGACGACAAGGCCUGA